AUGUAUUGCGCCCUCCGCGUGGCGGACUAUGCUGGCGAGCCGGAGCCGGGCAGCUUGAGGCCCGCCGAGUUUGCGGUGGAGGCGGUGGAGUCGCUCAAGGGCUCGUCAACUCUCGGGAUCGUGGCUGAUCCCGGAGCACGAUUACGCUUCUUGAGCGUCAACCUCGGCUCAUGGCUGAUCCCGGAGCACGAUUACGCGGUCGUGACGAACGAGUCGCUCUGCGAGUACACCGAGCGCGUCGGCGCCGCAAAGAGCAGCCGCGAGCACCUGUCGACUUUCGUGACGGAGGCCGACUUCGACUGGAUGGCGUCGCACGGCGUCAACACGGUGCGGGUGCCGCUCGGGUGGUGGAACGUGCUGCACGCGUCGGAGCUGCCCGACCCGGGCACGUCCAAGGCGUGGACGUCCUUUGCGCCGUCGCCCGAGGUGUCGAUGGCGGCGAUCGGCCAGGCGCUCGAUUGGGCGGCACAUCGGCGCAUGUAUGUGCUGCUGGACUUGCACGGCGGGCCGGGCGGGCAGAAUGGAAAGGACCACUCCGGCUGCCACGGGGUUGCGGAGUGGCACGAGCACUCAGUCAACAACUCGCUGCUGGUCAUCUCGGCCCUGAUGGAGCGCUUCGGCGACCACGACGCGCUGUGGGGCGUCGAGCUGCUCAACGAGCCCGGAGAGACCGGCGUGGGCGGCUUCUCCACCGCCCCGCUGCGGACAUGCCGCAGCGCACAGCGGCGUGGCGCGGCGGCGUACGCCAUCAUCCGCUCCCACCGGCCCGACGUCGCGGUCGUGUUUUGCGUGCUGUACUGGUUCGACUUUUGGGCGUGGGCCGGCCAGCUGCGCGAGCCGCGCUACUACAACGUCGUCACCGACUACCACAUGUACACGGCCUUCGACGGCUUCGACGGCGACUCGCCCGACUCGAUGGUGGAGGACGCGGCGCGCGCGUUCGGGUGCCGGCUGAUGCAGCACUCCUACCACCACCCGGCGGUGGUUGGCGAGUGGGCGCUCGCGGUGGACCGGUGGGGCCAAAAGGUGAAGCAGGGGUACGUGGACGCGCAGCUCACCUCUUACAACUCCUCGCUCGGCUCGUACUUUUGGACGCAUGGCCGAAUGGGGCAUCACCGGCAAAAAGCCGUCGGGUACAGACAAGUGGGACACGGCGAGUUCCACUCGUCCUACGCCUUCCCGAACGUGCGAAAGUGGUACCCCUCCGCCCCUGGCGCUCCAUCGCUCGAGCAGCUCCGCGCCGGAACGCCCGUCGGCGCGGGCCACGGCCUGCUGCCGCUGCCGCCCAUCACGGCUCUCUGCCACACGCCCGAGGUGAUCGCGCGCGUGAGCGGGCGGCUGAGUGUGAUGCGCAUGAUGCCCUCGGGCCGCCUCUCGCGCGACCAAAAGGAGCUGCUGGCGCAGAGGGACCCCGCGCUGCGGCCACUGGUGUGA
Molecule: messenger RNA, 1434 nt
Organism: Emiliania huxleyi CCMP1516
Lineage: Eukaryota; Haptophyta; Isochrysidales; Noelaerhabdaceae
Exons: 10
Coding region: 1-1434 (477 amino acids)
Biological process (GO): glucan catabolic process
Cellular component (GO): extracellular region; cell surface
Molecular function (GO): beta-glucosidase activity
Source: RefSeq, a predicted model, not a curated record